Molecule: messenger RNA, 1913 nt
Organism: Parasteatoda tepidariorum (common house spider)
Lineage: Eukaryota; Metazoa; Arthropoda; Arachnida; Araneae; Theridiidae
Source: RefSeq, a predicted model, not a curated record
AUCGUCUGCUUUUAUUUGCUCACAGUACAUGAUGCCAGCUGUGUUGCUCAUUUCUGAGAAAUUGUGUCGCCGAGGAAGCGAAACAGAGUCAAACAUAGAAUUUUGCUUCGAUUUUUCGAUAAUUAUUAAAUAUUCUAAUUCUGUCUGAUUCACACUAGCUCGCAAGGUUAAUUUGAUCAGGCUUCACUCGACGUUUCACCCAUUCCCGCGUCAAGAAAAUAUUCUUUUUCCGAUCAGCUGAAAAAAGAACGAAAUCGGAAAGGACAUCCGAUGAGGUAACCGAAUCUGGAAAUCAAAAAAUUCCGCAUCACUCAGAAGCAAGUAAAUAUGAGAACAGUGCCCCAAGAACAAGUGAUCCACGUGACCCAUCGUCUGUAGUCCGGCGAGUUUGUUUUAGUUGUUUGUUUUCUUUCCACGUUGAGAGCUACUUGUGGAAUUCGCACUGCCUUCAGUUCCCUUGCACUAAUCGCGAUCGACACUGGCUGGACUAAUAUUCCGCCUUAAAUAUGGAUAAGCUUUUCGCGUCCCUUAAAGGGGCGAUCAAAAUAAAAUACAUAGAAAUCGACAAUCAUGCUUUUAGACUUCAUUAUCGAGUAACGCUGCCUAUUUUGAUAGCUUUCAGCUUGUUGGUCACCAGUCGCCAAUAUAUUGGUGAUCCUAUUUCAUGCAUAUCAAAGGAUGACAUUCCUACAAGAGUGCUGGACACUUACUGUUGGAUACAUUCGACAUUUAGUGUAGAUACAGCUUGGGAUAAGGAGGUAGGUCUGGAAAUUCCUUAUCCUGGUGUUGAUAAAUAUACCCCCGGAGAGACAAGGACUUACCAUGCAUAUUACCAGUGGGUAUGCUUUGUUUUGUUUCUACAAGCCAUCUUUUUUUAUGUCCCCCGCUAUUUCUGGAAAUGCAUGGAAUCUGGAAGGAUUAAAGCGAUGAUUCUCGAUUUGAAUAAUCCUGUUUUAGGUGCUGAUAAAAAGGAAAGCAACAUGAAGCUGCUUGUGGAUUAUGUUGUGGCGACGUUUAACCGCAAUGAAAACUACAUUGCUUUGUACUCUCUCGCUGAAGCUCUUAACGUCAUCAAUGUCAUUGGGCAGAUGUAUUUGAUGGACACAUUCCUCGGUGGAACUUUUUCAACUUAUGGUUCAGAUGUUGUUAAAUUUAGUGACUGGGAUUGGGCUGUGCGCUAUGAUCCGAUGAUAAGAGUUUUCCCGAGGUUGUCCAAAUGUACCUUCCACAGGUACGGUUCAUCUGGAGAUGUCCAGAAGCACGAUGCUAUGUGCAUCCUCCCAAUUAAUAUAAUCAAUGAAAAGAUUUACGUUUUCCUCUGGUUUUGGUACGUGGUGCUUGCUGUGGUCUCUUGCAUAGCUCUCGUUUACAGAUUUCUGCUCUACAUGUCCUAUGAAGCUCGCUUCAAGACAUUAAAACCAAGAGCAGGAUUGGCUAAGGAUGAGCACAUCGAAAUCGUGCUAAGGAAAUGUAAAUUCGGAGAUUGGUUUAUCAUUUAUUUGCUGGCGAAAAAUUUACAUUCCCUUCAUUUCAAAGAUUUUAUGUCUGAAUUAUCGAGAAGAAUUGAUGGUAAACAUUUCAACGAUAUAGCUGAAGCCUAAUAUAUACUAUUUUUUCUAUAUUAUUUUCAUUUGCAAUUGGUGUUAGAGUGUCUUGUGUAGGUUCUGGAUAAUUUGUUCGUCAUUCAUGGAUAUUUUUAUAUUUCAUAAUUUGAGUGCCUGUGUAAGUAUGAUAUGUGUUCAUUUCCAUUAUUUUAUUUUGUAUCAGUGUGCAAACAUAAGUAUCGUAUAUCAAAUUUUAGAAUUCAUAAAUCCAGUUAUUGUUUUUUAUUGAGAAUAUUAUAAAAAUUCAAUUUCUUUUAUAAUAAAAUGUUUACGGAAAAAAUACUGAUUCAAAUUUAAUCAACAAAAUUA